Molecule: messenger RNA, 5036 nt
Organism: Colias croceus (clouded yellow)
Lineage: Eukaryota; Metazoa; Arthropoda; Insecta; Lepidoptera; Pieridae
Gene: dysc
Product: whirlin
Exons: 20
Coding region: 241-2754 (837 amino acids)
Cellular component (GO): stereocilia ankle link complex; plasma membrane; cilium
Molecular function (GO): protein binding
Source: RefSeq, a predicted model, not a curated record
GCCUGAGCCUCACCACACUCGCUCCGAGGAUCUCUCUUAUAACAACAACACGCGCGCGUUGCGACCGUCGCCGCCCUCGGCCUCUCGUACCCCAGUGUCGGUUCGGUGCUAAGUGCAAUCACGUGAUUAUAACGCGGGGACAGAUAUGUGAAUCGAAACCUGUGCCCGCAAACAGUAAAUAUGCGACACAAUGAAUCCGCGCGCAAAAUGAAAUAGUUAGAGUGAGCGGUGGCCCCCGGCAUGAGGUCGGGGGAAGGCGAGGGCUCCGAGCUGGCGGAGUUCGGCACGCGCUGGCCGCCGCCCUACGCGCAGGGCUACGGCUGGCGCUCCGCCACGCCUCAGCACCCGCCUGCACAUCAUCUCGCGAGGCAUUCGCGCUCGCAGCAGUGGUUGCAGGACAACCGGCAGAGCUAUGAGGCGGAGGAUGCGCGAGCGCGUGCUCGCGGCGGGGUGUACUACUCGCCGCCGGGCACCUCGUACACCAUCGUGGAGCGGCCGGCCUCCUCGCACGGUCAUCACCCCGCCUACUCGCACCACUACUCGGGGAAACUGGCUCGGACCCCCUAUGUCGGAUCCUCAACGUUAGUUAAUAGUGCAGCCGGUGCAACAAGUUUAAGAAACAGUACAAACCACCUCAGCGCUUCCAAUGGCAAGAAGAGGCCGAUAUCACCGGAGCAAGUGCUACGAUUGUUUGGGCAGGGCGGUGCGGCGGCGCUGGGGAAGGCGCUACCGCCGUCGCACCCGCCGGCGCCGCUGCCCGCUCCUCUGCCUGCGCCUUUGCCAACUCGACGGCAUUCUCCAGCCAGCAGUCCUAGCAGUACUACACAUCAUGCGAUAUAUCGAGGUGCGGAGCGUGAAAGGCCGUACUCCUCGGGCGGAGCGCCGGCGCCGCCGACGGAGCCGGCCACCCGCACAGUCACCAUGAGCCGGGACCCCGCGGAUUCGCACGGCUUCGGGAUUUGCGUCAAAGGAGGUAAAGAAGCAGGUGUCGGAGUGUAUAUAUCAAGGGUGGAAGAAGGUUCAGUAGCAGAGCGCGCAGGGCUUCGCCCCGGAGACUCUAUAUUGCAAGUCAAUGGAACUCCUUUCUCCGGAAUAUCACAUGAGGAUGCACUAAAGAUGCUAAAAUCAUGUCGUCAACUGACGAUGGUGGUACGGACAGCUGGUGCGCUGGUUGGUCGUGCAUCGUGCUCUUGGAUGGACCGCUACGGCCGGCCAGCGUCGCCGCCGCCGCUGCGCCCGCCGCGCUCAGCUAGCAAGGACCGAUCGAUACGAAGAGUGGAUCUAUGUAUCGAGCCGGGACAGUCACUGGGGCUGAUGAUAAGAGGAGGCUUGGAGUACAAUCUUGGCAUUUACAUCACGGGAGUGGACAAAGACUCCGUUGCUGAUAGAGCUGGACUUAUGGUAGGGGAUCAGAUAUUAGAAGUGAAUGGGCAGUCCUUCGUAGAUGUGACACACGAUGAAGCAGUCGCACAAUUAAAGUACCACAAAAGAAUGUCUUUGCUGGUCAGGGACGUCGGCAAGGUGCCUCAUGCCUGUACAGCGUAUGGGGAACGGGAAGCGGCCCCCAGAAUAAGCGGUUGGGGUAGACGGAGAGGAGCUGCAGCCGUAGCUGUAGAACAGAAAGCCAAGUCUUUGUUGCCACAAAGUGAUUUGCCUGCACUUGCCUAUUACAUGGAGGAAUACGCAACGAGAAGGCUCACGCCAGACUCCUUUCUGACGGUGCUGAGAGAUCUGCUGGAUACUCCACAAAAGUACUCACUUCUGACGGAAAUUCGGGAGUUUCUGUUACCCGAAGACAGGCCGAGGUUUGAUGAAUUGGUAUACAGGAGAGAUGAACCGCCACCCGACCACCAUUUAAAGCGCGGCGGCGAGCGCCACAUGCUGCCGUCUUCGACAAUGCAUGAUCUACACGACCCGGAGGUGCCGCCGGAGGUCCCUCUAGUGGUGGACCACCGCUCGCCCUCUGAGGACUCCGGCUUGGGUCUUCCGCCCCACGACACCUACAGGAGCGGGCGCGCCUGGCGGGCGACCGACGCGCCACCAAUGGACGACGACCUGGAGCCCCCGCACGAGGAGUACGAGGAAGAGGGUCGACGUUCGAGGCGGCACUCGUCACCAUGUAAUUCACGAGAAGGGAGCACCACUGCGCUACACACGCAGCACUAUGAUGACACUGACCAGUGCGGCUACCUCGAGGGGCUGCGCUCAUCACUCGGUGGCUGGACGCAGAAAGUUAAAUCAUGGUACUGGGGACGACCUCUAGAACUAGCACACAAAUUAUCGCGUAGUUUCGACAUGAAAGAAGAGGGAGGUGCAUUGUUAGAAGAUCGGGGAGGCAUACGAAGGCACCAAUCUAUGCAACGAUUACAACACGGGGAAGGCCAAGGGGAUGAGAGUCGUUCUGCAAGAGUCGUGCCAGACCAUCAUGGGAAUCUACACAUUACUGUCAAGAAGACUAAACCAAUCCUGGGUAUUGCUAUUGAAGGCGGGGCGAACACUAAACAUCCGCUACCGAGGAUCAUUAAUAUUCAUGAGCACGGUUCAGCGUACGAGGCGGGCGGCUUGGAAGUGGGUCAAUUAAUACUCGCGGUGGACGGACAUCGCGUCGAGGGAAUGCAGCAUCAGGAAGUGGCCAGGCUUAUAGCCGAAUCGUUUGCGCAGAGAGAUAAACCAGAAAUCGAGUUUCUAGUUGUGGAGGCAAAAAAAUCGAACCUUGAACCAAAGCCAACCGCACUAAUAUUUCUGGAGGCCUAACAUCUACUGUCCCUCCCCGCCAGCGACCCGCCGGCCGCGCUGGGCAGCGCGACGCCGGGGGUCGACCUCACCGCGCACACCACGGAAUAGCCAACUCCAACCUGCGCUGCCACAUGCUCUUCUAAACGGGAUACUGACUCUAUACGCGCCUGCGUCUUUUUUCAGAGCAAUUAUUGCGACGUGAAACUCCAGUGUCGCCAAACGAAUACUAAGAAAAUAACAAUUGCUCGAUUAUCACGACAGGCGCUUAGUCAGUAUACGUUCGCUCUACGAACUCAAUCCGAAUGAAUGAAUGAAAUUAGACGUGCAACGGACUGAAAUGAGAAAGUCACGCAGGUUCUGUGAAGGCUUAUACAAAAUUAAUGGCACAAGGGAGGCGAAUAAAUAUAUCAAAAAUUAAUAUGAAAAAAUUACUCACAAAGCAUACCUACUGCCCAAUAAAUCGGUUCUCGAAAUGAAUCGUCCCACUUCUCCACCGGGAUUUUAUGGGUAGUCAAACAAAUUUUGGAAAUUGUUUUCUAGAAUAUAGGAAUUACCAAUUUUACCAGUAGUGGUGACUGAAUUUUAUAACAAUGUUCUACUUUUACUAAAACAUCAUAAAUUAAUCUAAAACAUUUUAAAUAAACUCAUAAAUUCACGAGUAAAAUUCGCAGGUAGGUUUGUUCGAUACAUCAAGAUUAAACGAAUAGAACUAGAAUGUAAAGUCGCGACGAUAACAUAGUUUUGCUAACAUAGAUUGGCAUUGGUGCUACGGGUAACUGAUCAUCAUUAAUAUUAUUUUUAACAUUCGAUCGCUUUCAAAUUAGCAUCACUAAAGUUACUUUAGAGCUUCGCGUACAUUUCAUUAAAGAUUUCGCGUCAUCCAUGUGCCAUCAACGUUGCAUCGAGUACUAUUUAAUACGCGGGUCAUCUCAUCCCAGGUCGUUGUAUCGACGGUAGACUUAGAUAGGCCCUAGAGCAUCAUCACGACAGCGGUAGAGCAGAGCUUGUAGCACGCGGCGCUCACUGAGCAAGCUGUUUGCAAUAACGAUCAACAUCAACAUCAACAAUCGACUGACACAAUACUUUUCACCGAAAUCAAUGAAGAAUGCCAAUGAUGACAUAUAAUAUGUUACAGUAUUAAUAAUGAAACCCUAAUAAAAGUGAUAACAUAAAAUUUCCCACCAUCCUCAAUUAUUAUAGACCAGUUUGCUUGGUAAAGAAAACAUAGGAGCGCCUAGCAUGUCAUUCCACAAGGUAGUUAAGCGGUGAGUUUAGGAGGUUAUGGCGGAGAGGGAUUUAGCCCACUCUUUUAUUUAAUGUAUACAAAUAGAUAAUUAAUUGGUGUGUGCAAUAUAAAUUUUAUGUUAGAUGUUAGUUAUUAAUGACCCUGUGUCAGUUUUAUGUCAGUCCUAAUCGAUAGAUUUCAGUAAAGAUAAAAAAAACAUGGCUAUUAGUUGCUUUGCUUUUGAGUAAAAUGCAAUAGCUGAAAUUACAUUCAGUCCUUUCAAUAACUAAAGGUCAAAAACCUUAUCAGCGGAUAGCAACAAUAUGGGCGUAUUGUAAAAGGUGAUAUUAUGAAAGUAAUGAUGAAGAGACUGAAUGGAAAUUUUCUUUCGUUUCUCAAUUGUAUUCGGCUAUGGAAAAUAAUAUUAAUCAGUCAUUGUCGUUCUCGCUGAAGCUUGUAAUCGAUGUACAUGUGUAGAUAAUGAAUUGUCACUACUAUAUAACCCACAAAUGUACCUAUUUAAUACAUAAGUGUUGUAACCAGUCAUAUUUAAUGUUUUAUCUGAGAUGCAUUUAAAUUGUAAAUAUAUAUAUAAUGUGCUCGUUCAAUAUUACAUAAGCUGUAAAUACGAGUAACUGUAAAAUAAUUAUAUAUUUAUUAUAUUUCAAGUUAGUGCCAAAAGCAUACAAUCCUUCAAAACUAUGUAUUGUACAGUACCUAUAAUAGACAAAUGCAGUUUUCUAUUCCGAAAUUAUAGACCGCUAUUUCACAAGAUACGCUUUUUAAUAUUAGGAUUUGUAUAAUUAGCUAUGUAAAUUAACAAAAUAUAAACGGCAUAUUUAUAAUUUAUUUUUAAAAUAUAUUUUAUUGUAAAAAUAAUAUUAUCCAUUAAGAAAUUGCAUGUUCUAUUCAUAAUAUAUGUAUAGCUUUUAGAUCAUUUGAAACCAUCAAAACUUAACUUUAAUUUGAAAAUUAAAAAAAAAAUGUUAUAUUUUAUCAUUCGGACGGUUAUCUUUUCAAAUUGAUGUACUCAAUUAACUAAAAAAUCUAUGAUAAUUAUUAAUUACUUAUAAUA